Notothenia coriiceps (black rockcod) is the source of this 509-nucleotide messenger RNA. RefSeq names its product forkhead box protein K2-like. Bases 203 to 499 code for a protein of 98 amino acids. Gene Ontology annotation, biological process: regulation of transcription by RNA polymerase II. Lineage: Eukaryota; Metazoa; Chordata; Actinopteri; Perciformes; Nototheniidae. The transcript has a single exon. Gene Ontology annotation, molecular function: protein binding; RNA polymerase II cis-regulatory region sequence-specific DNA binding; DNA-binding transcription factor activity, RNA polymerase II-specific. The record is from RefSeq and is a predicted model, not a curated record.
GCUCUCUGCUACCCUUUCUCUCGGCGGUGGGUCGGAGCCGCUGUCCCUGGCCUCGCAUGUUCCCCUCUAAAUUCCUGUUUUCUAUUUGAUGCCCCUAUUGUACAUUUGAUCCAUUUAGACCCUUCUGUUAGGCCACAGUCGGGCGUCCAUACACCGUUUUAUUUUGCCCCAGUAUUUGGCAUUUUGAGACUUAAACACGAACAUGGCCGUGGUGAGCGGAUCGUCUGGGCCGGUUGCCCGGCUUGAGGGCCGUGAAUUCGAAUACAUGAUGAAAAAGCGCUCGGUGACCAUCGGGCGGAACUCGUCUCAGGGCUCAGUGGACGUGAGUAUGGGCCACUCCAGCUUCAUCUCCCGGAGGCAUCUGGAGAUAUUCACCGCCAGCGACGAUGGUACCGGCAGCGGGGAUUUUUACCUGAGGUGUCUUGGUAAAAACGGGGUGUUUGUAGACGGAGUGUUCCUGAGACGGGGCGCCCCUCCUCUGCAGUUACCACGAAUGUAAGUUCCCCCUC